Messenger RNA from Aspergillus glaucus CBS 516.65, 2879 nucleotides. RefSeq names its product putative ARS binding protein Abp2 (gene abp2). The record is from RefSeq and is a predicted model, not a curated record. The transcript has 2 exons. Lineage: Eukaryota; Fungi; Ascomycota; Eurotiomycetes; Eurotiales; Aspergillaceae. Bases 285 to 2495 code for a protein of 736 amino acids. Gene Ontology annotation, molecular function: DNA replication origin binding.
GCUGGUGAUGUGAGCAGAGCGGCGCUAUCUUACUGGAAUCGCGAUUGUCUGUUUGUUGAUGUAUUCCCCGAUUGAGGUGGCCCCUAUUUACCGGUCUUUUUGCGCCAUAUACAAAGGGACCUGACCCUGUCUCAUUGCGCCGGGUGAUCCGGAGGCCUCCUUUUUGUGCAUAUAUUCGUCGCAUUUGGUUUGUGAUUGGUUUUUUGAGCGCGCGUUGUAUCAGGUCCGAUUCUUUCGAUCAUCCCACGUGCCUGAGGGUCCGUUAUAUCGGUCUGUCUUCGGUAAUGGAGGGCUCGUUUUCCGGCGUGAUGAAUCAACCAGAUCGGGGGGAAUUGGGGGGGAAUCCGAUGGUUGUUCAGCAGUACGCGAGAUAUCCGCCAACGAUGGAGCCCGCGUUGCCCAGUGCCUCGUCCAUUGAUAGCUCUCGCAGUCGAGUGGCUGCCUCCAAAUCACCUUCACUUCAGCAUAAAGAGACCCCGCGCAGUCUACAGACGUCCCCGACAGUCCAGCGAUCAAUGAUUCAUCGACCGCCCUCGGUGCGGUCAGGGCCGUCAAUGUCCCCUCCAGUGUUUGAUUCAAUGCGCCAGAGACAAUCGAGAGAGUCAAUGGACCAAGCAGAGGCCCGGACACUGCCUUCACGAAAUAUUACGGAUCAAAAUAUUGACGAUGCAUAUGUGGCGUUUAUUUUCUACUGCAACCCCAAUGUUCCCAGUUCCGUGGACACGUCUGAGCUACGGAAGACAUUUCGAUCGCCUCCUCGCAGUGAUGGAAAGAGUUUUAGCAUCUUCAGCUUGUGGGAGCUGAUUCAAAAGUUUGAUGCCAAGGAAGUGAAAACGUGGAUCCAAUUGGCCAUUGAGCUGGGGGUUGAGCCUCCGUCUGUUGAGAAGAAGCAGAGCACACAAAAGGUGCAGCAAUAUGCUGUUCGACUUAAGCGCUGGAUGAGAGCAAUGCAUGUUGAUGCUUUUUUCGAGUUUUGUCUUGGCCAUCCUCAUCCAUACUACACACAGCGUCCCGCCGCCAAUGCAUUGGUCAGCGAUAGUCGUGACGGGGUUCCUUUGGAGGAAGAUCUUGCUCUGCGAGCACUUGUCCCACAAUGGAAGCCAAAGCGAGGCAGGAAGAGGGCAGAAGACAAGGAAGACGACGAAAAACCAGCUAAACGGCCUCAGUUGGAUACUUCCGUCGGGAUCUUACAUGGUGGCCCUUUUCAGCCACAUUCUGCUGCCUUUCCCCAGAGUGCAAUUCCUUUUAGCGCUUUUCCAGACGAAGUGGAGACCCACGACCCGUGGAUGACAGCAACGUCUGCAUUCCCGGCAGAUGCACCGCACACUCAACAGGGACAGGAUUUAAGAUGGCGCGCCCUUGAGCGCGAUGCGUCUCCCGCCAAUUACCCGCAAUCAGCCAUUAUUCCUCGAGGGCAUCAUCCCUCAGAUGUCUUCCUCGCUGCUGAGCCACGAUCAGCAAUCACGCCGCCCCCUGGAGACAAGGCACGAUCUCGCAGACGUCAUGGGCCAGCUGUGUCAUCCGCUUGGCCUAGCAGCAACGUUUCGUCCACUGGGAAAGCUCGAGGCCGGCCACCAAACCGUGGGACUGUUUCGGGACCAUUUUCUUCGUUUCCUGUGAAUCCGGCGCGUGAUGAGUCAUCUCAUGGGGAGAAUUCUGCUCGACCGGUCUCUGCAGUGGGAAUGGACCAGAAUUCUUUUGGUCAAUUUCAAUCACCUACUCCUUUCCAGCAGGGUGCUAAACCAGGCAAACUUCAACUACAAGUUCCGCAGAACACAGGCGCACCUGUACGUCUAGCAACGCCGCCUACAGUCAUGGUGAACGGAACCGAUCCGUCAAGGGCCGAGCCGAUGCCUGAUACUUCAGGUGCACGGCCAAUCGAUACUAAACCUGAUAACAUGUAUGAGGAGCUCGUGCGGGUGUUAGCAGAUGAAAUCCGGCGUGCAGACAUGGAAGGCAGACGUCCCCCAUUUAGACCCGAUGAGGCACGCGGUCUAGCAAGGGCUGUUAUCAAGCAAGUCACGUCUUCGUUGCCAAAUCUGUCUCGAGCAAGCUCGACGCGCUUGGUCGCGUUUCACCUUGGAUUCGGGUCACUCGCUGGUUACCAGGGGCCCAUUUCCGGGUCCACGGUGGUGCACGGGCAUUCAUCAGCUAUAAUACUUGGUGCAAACUUACCUCCCGAGUUUAUAUACGGAGUCGAACGCGAAUACACUUAUGGCUCUGGCGUGGUAACAAAAGUCACCUAUCGCGGGCUGCGCAUCGAGCCCGAGGAUAAAAUAGAUACUGCAUCGCGAACUACUGAGGAACCCAAUAACAUCGAUGAACUGGAUGGUCUGAGUGACGCAGAAUUCGAAGUCGACGGUCCCGAGAACGGCGUAUCAGACGCUACGUGGAAACAGCGGUAUAUGCGUCUUCGUGCGCAGAUGCAGAAGAAAGAGAAAUCCUUGUCGCAGUAUAAGCGCAAGAUCAUGGAGUCCGUUAUGGCGGAAAUUUAGCCUUAGUGGUGGAUAUAGUAUUUGCUUGUACAUAUGGGUUGUUUUGUUUAUUGUACAGUUGGCUUUCAGAUACCCCUAUCGCGUUUGGAAUUAGGACAUCAUAAUGGAUACAAUAACCUUCAAACCAAUUCUCAGAACAAAGUACACAACUACUCAGAAUCCUCACUCUCGCCCUUAACCUUCUCAAAAGUCUCCCCCCUCCACAUCUUCAUCUUCAUCCUCCUUCUCCUUAACAGUAUCAAGACCAGCUUUCUUCACCACCUUCUCCGCGCUCUCAACAGCCUUAUCCUUCUUUCCUUUCUUCGACGCCUUGCUCUUGCCGUUGCUCUCGGUAUCGGUCUCGGAGUCUGUGGUUUUGCGUUUGCCGUUCGUCGUCUUCUUGGG